Molecule: messenger RNA, 3304 nt
Organism: Dalotia coriaria
Lineage: Eukaryota; Metazoa; Arthropoda; Insecta; Coleoptera; Staphylinidae
Product: FHIP family protein AGAP011705
Exons: 5
Coding region: 332-2803 (823 amino acids)
Source: RefSeq, a predicted model, not a curated record
UUUUGUGCAUUUGGUGUAUGCUUCACUAAGAAGCGCAUAAUUUCUGUGAAUGUUAUUUACACGAAGUUAUUUAUCACAAGUAAAUAACGUGAAGUACAUAACGAGUAGACGUAGGCAACCAACAUAACACUACGUCUCCUCAGAAAGUUGCUGAUCUUGCUGAACCCGAGCCUGCGGAUGUCAAAUCUCGCGUUGUCAACGACGUAGCGUAUACUAGCUGCUGCCUUCGAUGUUGUUGUAAAUAUAAACUAGAAAAGAACAGCACUUCCAAUCGUACAUCUCGGUGAUGAAUGCAUCGUGAGGGCGGCUGGGUACCUCUACGACGUGCACGAUGGACUGGUUACGCAACAGCAGUCUGUUGGGGGCGGCGGGGCGCUCGGCCCCUAACACACGCGCUCUUUUUGCUACCGAUGAAGAAUGGGACCCACAGGCGUGCUACGACAGUUUCGUUCAACACUGGCAACAGGCACUCAAGAUAAUCAAACGCAAUCAGCUACUCCCUAGCCAAGAUGAUGUUCUCAGUGUUGUAAAUCAUAUGGAGCAAAUGUCAGCACUGCUGCAAUAUGAUAUCAAGAAGUUGGAUCACAUACAGAUGACUCCAAGCAAGUCAAUGGAGUACAUGCUACAGGAAAAUGUUCUAGAUAAACUGUAUGAAUGGGGUAUCAAAACUGGAAAGUAUGUGAAUGCUGUAAGAUCUGAACAGUUGAAACUCUAUGAAAUGCUGAUUUGCCAAUCAAGGCAUGUUUUGCUUGUUCACAAUGCAUUCAUGCAACCAUUGCUUAAGAUCUUGGGGUCUUGCCUUAAUGAAGUGUUUCCCAGGCAGAUGCAGAAGUUGCUGGUCAACUUAUUGUAUCAGUUGUGCAUUGUGUUGAUGCAGAAUGUUGAUCUGGUGGAUUUGUUCUUUCCACAAAGUGUCAAACAUGAAAAGUAUGAGAAAAAACCGAGGUUUAUUAUCUGUGCUCUGCUGAUACCAUUCGUCCAUGGUGAUGAUAACGUUGGUAUGCAAGCCAGGGACUCCGUUCUGCUGUGCAUGUCACUGUCGAAGAAGAACGCCAGCGUGCGUGAAUACAUUGCAGAUGUGUCCAACAUCUGUGCAUUACUAGCGUCUGGUCUUGGCGGAUUAUACUCUGAGUUACCACAUGUUCUCGACGAUAUCGUCGCGCCUGACUGGCGGCGGUUAACACCCGAUGAUGUCAACGACGUCAAGGAUUUAACAACUUUUGUUACGUCCCUUGAGUUUUCCAACAGUGUGGCGCAAAUGGCACAUGCGUCGAUCGUUGCACAGCUUCAGGAAUUUGUCCAUAUGGGCUUUUUAAUACCGAUUUUUGGCCCGGCUUUGUUGCAAGCCCGACCUGAGGAACAAAUUGCAGUCACUGUGUACCUUGAGCUAAUCCUACGAACUGUGAGUGAACCUGGUCUGCUGCGUCCAAUGUUGCGUUUUCUAUUAGGGGUUGAGUACGAUGGUCGUCGGUUGCUGGAUAUGCUCAUGGAUCGGAUUAAUGCUGAAGAUGAGCAAUUAGCACUUGUGUCCCUCGCUCUAUUUGAAACUCUGGUCGAUUUAAAUUGCGAGGAUGUUAUGCUGGAGCUGGUCUAUCAUCAUCUGCAACCAUGUAGACAUUUGAUGUUUAGCCAGCGGAAGGUGCAGUUGCCUUUGGACGCGCAUUGUGAGAGCGCUGAGAAGUUCCUAAUGCUAGCGCCGGAUUGCGGCGAGGGCGGUCAUCUUGAGAAGGGCCUAGAUGGACGCACCAUUAACUGGAAUCACUACGGCGGGCAACCGUCUUUGUAUGGUAAUUAUCAUGCGUAUCUUUGCGAUGCGCGGAAUAAAAUCAACGCAUGUAGGGCAGCUUGCUCCAAUUGGACACAUCAGUAUACUGGUUGUGAGAACACCGAUACAACAGAUGAAGGCAUGAGUUUGCCUUCUUUGGGUGAAUCCAGUGGCUAUGAGAGUUUGAAAAUUAAGUUAGACGAACCCAUCUGGCAAGUAUCGCAGCAUGCGAACGAGCAUAGCCACGUUCCGAAAUUGACGGCGGUGUGUCCAGUGGAGGGUGGAGAUGCCAGCGCGAGUGCCGGCCCAUUUUUAACGCUUCUAAUGGAGAAGUUGAAGAAUGUCUUGUCGAAUUCGUUCUAUGCCAAUCUUCACCUCACCGGACUGAUCUCCAGGUUAGCCGCGUAUUCCCAUCCGCUACUGAGAGCAUACCUUUUGGAUCAUAGUCUUGUUUUGCAACCGAAUGUGCCAUCGCUGUUUCAAGUGUUAGGUUCACUAAAACAGCAAAUCGAUGAAUUCAUGUCCCGCCAGCCAGAGCGUCUGUCGUUGACGUCUGGUGCGAAACACUUCCUGCUUGAACGUGAGACUCGACUAGUACACGCGCGCCGCACCGCCCUGGAUCGUAAUUCCUCCCCUCACGGCUCGCUGGCACCGUCUAUGUCGUCGCAUGAUGAUACUACACCUUCCACCGGAAAUUUCCAACGCAAUGGACCGAAACGACGCAGCCUCACGCAAUCUCUGUCGUCAUUGUCGAGUAUGUUUGGGCGAAGACAGAGCAGCACUUCCACUGCGGGAGGCGUCUCAUUGUCCUUAUCGCCGGGCGGUGGUGGCGUAACUAGCAUGGCUGGUGGUGAUAUGCAGAUGCAGUUGACGUCGCAAGCGUCUACAGAAGACACACGUGCUCAGUGGUAUCCAAAGUUUAAUGACGCGCAACGCGUUGCUAUGUGCGCUGUGCUGCUGGAUGAGUGGACAAAAGAAUUGGCGGCGCUGGCGCAAGAGCACGCCAUCGCCCAGUUCGCCGAGGUCCUGCUCAAGUGAGCAAGAGUAGCGAAUACGUACUCUGAAUUAUCUGUGAUCUCCUGAGGAAAAAACAAAAUCCAAACGAAACUAAAUUUUACAUUACGACAAAACAACAGUUCCAAUUAUGUACGAUAUUUUAAAUAUUGACGAUUUUUAAAUAACCAAAAUGCUUGGUGCCAAAUUUUAAUAUUCGAACUUUGUAAUUUGUUUAAGUGACCGUGCAAUUUGGUUUUGUAACCAGGAAGUUUAAUCAAGUUUUAACAAAUGACAUAUUUAUAUUAUUUAUCGAUUUUACCGAAUAGCCAUUUUGUGUAUUUGUUUCGAAGUUAAUUUGUAACUAGAGAAUCAUUUCUUUUUCUCUCUUUGUUUUGAUUUUUGUUGUACGGAUUGAACAACAUAUAUUUUUGUGCGAAUUCGAUUUGCCUUCGUUUUCGGAUUGUCACUAUUAUUUACCAAUCAUAAUUUGUAACUAUUGUUGAUAACAAAGUUUAACACGAAAUAAAUUAGAUUUAAGGUUUA